Messenger RNA from Eurytemora carolleeae, 1730 nucleotides. RefSeq names its product zinc finger protein 142. NCBI's taxonomy places the organism in Eukaryota, Metazoa, Arthropoda, Copepoda, Calanoida, Temoridae. Bases 24 to 1343 code for a protein of 439 amino acids. The transcript is spliced from 2 exons. Gene Ontology annotation, cellular component: nucleus. Gene Ontology annotation, biological process: regulation of transcription by RNA polymerase II. Gene Ontology annotation, molecular function: DNA-binding transcription factor activity, RNA polymerase II-specific; RNA polymerase II transcription regulatory region sequence-specific DNA binding. The record is from RefSeq and is a predicted model, not a curated record.
AUUUCUGUUACAUAUUCCAGACUAUGGAGGAUGAUAAAAUGGAGGUUUCUGUGCCCAGUGCCAACGUUAAAUCUGAGAUGGGUGAAAUUAAAUCUGAAAUCUUUAUCAAGGAGGAACUAGAAGACUGGGAGGAGGAGGAGGAGGAGGGAGAGUAUGGGGAAGAUGAGGAGCAAAUUGCUCAAAUGCAUUUUGAAAAAAUUAUGGAAGGAGUAGAGAAACUGAUCAAGGAAGAAACUCCAAAUAAAAUCGUGAACUAUUCAUGUAAUGAAUGCGAGUAUUUUGCAACCGGAUUAUACAAUUUAAAGAGACACAAGGAUACUCGUCACGUGGAAAGAAAUCAUAAAUGUGAAGAGUGCGGAUAUCUUGCUAAAAGUGAAAUAUCCCUGAAGAAACAUAUAUCUUGUAAACAUAAAAAGGUUGCAGAGUUUAAAUGUGAAGUUUGUGCUCAUCUAGUUGGUACGCAGAGUGGUUUAAUAAACCACAUGAGAUCUAAGCACGGUGGAAUAGACUAUCCCUGUGAUAGGUGUGAGUAUACAACAACCAGUUUAAAAGGUUUAAAAAAGCAUCAGAAGAAUAAACACAGCGGAGUACAAUUCACUUGCAAUGAAUGUUCUUCAACAACUAAUACUGAACGGGGUCUGGAUAGGCACAAAGAUCUUUAUCAUCCUUUUGAAACAAUUCCUUGUGAUUCUUGUGAAUUUAUUGCGGAAUCAAGGAUAGCUUUGAGAGAUCACAGUAAAGCCAAACAUUCUGGGCUGCUUUGUGAUAAAUGCAGCUAUACAGCGGCGUGUGAAAGUUCUUUGAUACGACACAAGGAGAAUGUUCAUGAAGGGAAACGAUUUCCCUGUAGUAUUUGUGAUUAUACAGCUUGCUCUAAAGGUACACUAAAGAAACACAUCGAGACUAUGCAUGACGGUAUACGAUAUCUGUGUGAUCAGUGCUACUUUUCGACAACUUCCUCAAAGUAUUUGAGGGACCAUAAACUAAGCGUACAUGAAGGUGUAAGAUAUCCUUGUGAUCAGUGUGAAUAUAUCGGGCCUCGUCCUAGCAAUCUAAGAGCACACAAAGCAGUUCGACAUAGUGAUAAAAAUGCGAAAUAUUUGUGUGAUCAGUGCGAAUAUUGUACAACCAGCAAAAUUGGUUUGGGAAAACACAAGCUGAGAAAACAUGCAGAUAUAACAUAUACUUGUGAUAUUUGUGAUUAUUCCACGAUUAGAAAGGAUUUUUUGAAAAGACACAACGAGGCCAAACAUGUCGGAAUUAGAUAUCCCUGCGACCAGUGUAACUAUGAGGCAACGCAGAAGGGAAAUUUAAAAACUCACAAAUUGAACAAGCAUAAGUAAAUUUUAACUAACACAAUCAUUUAACUUUUAGAAAAUAUGUUUGACAGCUUUUAAAGUUUUAUAGACAACACUCUGUUUUUAUUUUUAUUGACUUUUCAUGCUUUUGACUUGAAUAUUUUCAAAAUAGAAACUUAUUUUACAAGACAAAUAAACCAUACUUUACUAUCGACGAAAUUAUCAAGAACUACUUUUGAAUUGUUUUUGGUGAAAAAAGUGAGAAAUGGUAAAUUUAGCUUGUUCUGUUGUAAAUUUCUUAGAUAAAAAUUAUCAUUUUUUGUUUUGUCUCAUUUGCCCACGCUAAACUGUUUAUUAGGCUUUUAUUUAAAAGACGAAAAUUUUACGAUUAUAUUUCGCUAUUGUAUUAAUUAAAUGUUUAAAUCUGUUACA